Molecule: messenger RNA, 943 nt
Organism: Paraphaeosphaeria sporulosa
Lineage: Eukaryota; Fungi; Ascomycota; Dothideomycetes; Pleosporales; Didymosphaeriaceae
Exons: 3
Coding region: 374-943 (189 amino acids)
Biological process (GO): regulation of protein localization; endosome organization
Cellular component (GO): endosome; BLOC-1 complex
Source: RefSeq, a predicted model, not a curated record
CCAGCGGAAAACGGUUUCAGUGGACCGUAGGACUAUGCACUCCCAUCACAGGCCGCGCGGGGUGACAGGACUGAGUCGGCAGAUUGGAGUCAAAGCGACGCUACAAGCACCAUGAUGCCUGUCGUCCUGUUGCCGGCAAAGGUAUAAAAGGAGGCCAUGUUGAGGGCUGAAGGCCUUUUGCUUUCAAGACCCUAUUCUCUCAAUUGCUUAAGAUCAGAGACUUGUUCUUUCAACCCGGUGCAAUCACGGUACACCGUCAUUCACCUCCCUCACUACCCUCAGUCAAACUUGGUAACACUUCCUUCAGCAAACAUCUUCGCUCUCAGCACGACCUCCACUCUUCUCUUGUCCUACGGUCCACCAGCAAGCAAACAUGUCUUCCACACACGCUUACUACCCUUCAUAUCCUUCUGGGCCCAUGCCCAUCAACAUGCCCCAGAAAGGUGGUUACUACUAUCCUCACCCCCAACAUGUUUAUGGCCGUGUAUCGGCAUCACCCCCGGAAGCUCCUGAGAGCGUCACAACGUCUGGCGGCCCGUCUUACGAGCCCUCGGCAACGUCGAGCAGCUAUGCUGGCAGUGCAAGUGACUAUGACUCCAGCGGCACGACUACAGGUGUAGAUCUUAUGGAUUAUAUGGGUGAUCGUAUCAACGGCUCAUUCAACCCAACACCGCUGGAUCGCAGUCUCGCGAGGCAGGCGCAAACAUCAGGCGAACUCAACGCAAAACACCGAGAACUCAUGGAAUUGCAGGCGUUGGCUCAGCGGCGGCUAGCUGGCGCUCGAGUCAACUUUGCAGAUGGCAUGAGAGCCGCAAAAGAUGUGCAGAAAGAUCUGCAGUGGACGCAGAAGCGCGUCGAUGCUUUGAACAAUCGCGCAGCUCGCAAAUAUCCUGAGCAGUACAAAGCAGCUCAGCACCGAUAUCCUGCUCCUGUCGACUAUUAG